Messenger RNA from Phytophthora nicotianae INRA-310, 2574 nucleotides. RefSeq lists its product as hypothetical. Gene Ontology annotation, molecular function: ubiquitin protein ligase activity. NCBI's taxonomy places the organism in Eukaryota, Oomycota, Peronosporomycetes, Peronosporales, Peronosporaceae. Gene Ontology annotation, biological process: mRNA processing; ubiquitin-dependent protein catabolic process; protein ubiquitination. Gene Ontology annotation, cellular component: nucleus. The record is from RefSeq and is a predicted model, not a curated record. The transcript is spliced from 6 exons. The coding region runs from base 1 to 2574 and encodes 857 amino acids.
AUGGGGGACACUGGACGCGGACAAUCGGCCUCUUCGGGAGGCGAAGAGCGAGCGAACGCCGUCUCCACGCCGUCUAAACGCACACCAGUUGAUGCAGUGGCGUCUAGUGUAUCCAACGCACCGUCUGUCGCGCCCAACAGCGCGCUACAACCCACAGAAUCGGCGUCUAACCUCGAGGAUGUCUCCGCCGCCGAUUCUUCGGCUUCUCAGCGACCCCCGCGACCAGAAAACGCGCGUAAACCGUUGAAUACACCGCAGAGCAGCUCUUCCGACCGCAAACGCCGCAAAAACGGCACGAAUCGAGUCUCCAGCGGCGGUGACACGCCACUCCAGACUCCGCCCGAGGUCCCAGCGACCCCUACGGCGCCGCUGGAGCCCGAGCUCCCGCUACUGUCGGACUCGCAGUGGGAGAAAGAGAUCGCGGGCUUUGGUACGGUACUUAACGAUGUGCUGCACUGCGUGACGAACCGCGAGCUGGUGACCAAGACGGCCGAGUACAUGGCCACGUUCCCGCAACACGCUUUGCGCUUCCAGAUCAAGAUGAAGCAGCGAGCUUAUGCUGACGGAGCGAGAGGAUUCCAGGCCAAGUUGAUGUUGUUCUACGUCCUGCACGAGUUCCUGAAGUCCUUUGAAGGGGAACGACUGCAACAGAUACAACGCGAGUGGUUCCAGACGAUCGACGAGGUGCUCAACGCCUGCGCCCGGGAGAUCCGCUACGGUGACAAGCGCAACGCCGAGGAGAACCGGAAACGAGUGUUCAAGACUCUGGCUCGCUGGGAAGAACUGAAGCUUUAUCCGAGGAAGAUCAAGGCCUGGAAGAGUCUGGUGAUGGGAGAGUGCAAGCCUCGUAGAGCUCCAGUGCCGCUGCCUCGCAGCGAAUCUGAACGACAGGCUGAGGCUCCUGACCAGCUUCAGUCGUUCGAACUGCCGCCUCCAAGCACGCCGCAGCUGCAACUCGACCGCUCCAACAGCCCGCUGGUCUUCGAGCGCCGCAACUUCGACAGCAAACCGGAGGAGAAGCAGCACUGGCGCUACACAGCCAUUGCGUUCAUCGAUAUCCUGUCGCAGUGUCUGGGUCUGAGCAGCGACAUUGCGCUCACAGCCUGCAUCUUCUUCCAUCGCGUGUUCGACCGAGGCAUUUACGCUCGAGAGAGGUACAAGUUCGCCGCAGCUUGUCUGUUCCUGUCGGCGAAGGCUUCCAGCAAGCGGAUGAAGUUGCUACGUAUGGUGAGAGUCAUGUACGACAUCUUGGAGACGCCGCUGUUCGCUGGUGAUGAAGAAUUGCUGGAGAUUGAGCGUUUACAGCUGCUCUUCUACGAGAUGGAAGUGCUGCAAGGCAUCAACUUCGAGCUGACCACAGAGAUGCCCUUCUACUAUCUCCGUCGAGUGCUGGAGAAGAUGCCGGACAAGUUCCGAGACUCCAUUAGUGAUGACGCGCAGACAGUUCUCGAAGAAUUGUUCUUCCUGCCAGUUUGUGUAGACAUCUCUCCCCAGUUACUUGGUGAGGCGGCGGCGUACAUCGCAACGUGGAACAAAGGCAAAGACUUCAAGUUUAAGUGGUGUAGUCCGGGCGAAGAAGGUCACGCUUUCAACGAGCGGACAGCGAGAGACGCACUGCGAAGUUACCGAGCGCUUCAGAGAUGGAAGAAAAGUCAACAGGCAGAGUUUGAUGCGUUGGUAAAGUCAGCAAGUGGCUUAGAAGGUGACGAGGCUACAAAACUGAAGCUGGCGUUCAAGUCUCAACUGGGCGGUCUACGUCUGGACCCCUCGACUAUCCUGAACGAAGCAGAAUUUACCAAAAAGACAGAGGAAGACUCCAAAGAAUGGGCUAGAACUAGCAGGAAGAACGGCAGCGACAAUCGAUCAAGACGUGGCAACAACUCAAGGACAUACAGAGACGACAAUGAGCCACGGAUCAAGGUGGAAAAAUCUCAAGUCAGCAGUCGGGAGGAAGACUACCGAUAUGAUCGGGACCGCUAUCGAGCACGUAGUCGCAGUCGCAGCGGUAGCGGCUCGCGUUACGCAAGGGGAAGAGAAUCCACAGCCAAGUACGAACGUAGUGGAGAUCGUCGCGAUCGGUACGACUACGACGACUACGACGACAGUGAUCGGUAUCGGGAACGUAGACAUGAUGACAAGUACAGCUCCUCUCGUGACAGAUCUUCCAACUACGACCGAGACGAACGGGGCUACGAUCGUCACGGCACUCGAGACGUCGACUACUAUCGAGAUCCGUCCUAUUUCGACCGUCGGGAGCGGAAAUCCGAUCGCAACGGCCAUCGAGAACGUGGCAGUCGUAGCAACAGUCGAAGCAGAAGUCGGUCUCGAAGUCCGCGGGAGUCCUCAAGGGUCAGGAAACGCAAGCGAAACUACAGCAGUCGCGGUCGUUCGGACAGUCGAAGUCGGAGCUCAAGCCGAAGCCACAGUCGAGACCGCAGCUACUACUACCGAGCAGAGGACCCGUCUCCGUCGUCUAGAAGUGGGAGAACCAAUAAGAACAAGUAUGGCACGGCUCGUUCCAGUCACCGAGACUCAGAACGACCGCGCAUCAAGCAAGAGCGCAGCGCAGCUUAA